GCGGGGCGGCCGCCGGCGCCGCUCACCCGGCCGAUCCGGGCCCUGGGCUGACGCCACGGCCCCGCCAAUCCGCUGCGGCCGGGCCGGGCCCGGCACCGCCCCCGGCGGCUCCCACAGGGACGGGCCGGAGCGGCCGCCGCCGCCGCGGGUGCGCGGGCUGAGUCAGCGCCCCCGCCCAAGAUGAACAUCAUGGAUUUCAAUGUGAAGAAGCUGGCGGCUGACGCGGGCACCUUCCUGAGCCGCGCCGUGCAGUUCACAGAAGAAAAGCUUGGUCAGGCAGAGAAGACUGAACUGGAUGCUCAUCUGGAGAACCUUCUCAGCAAAGCAGAAUGCACUAAAUUAUGGACAGAAAAAAUAAUGAAGCAAACAGAAGUAUUGUUGCAGCCAAAUCCAAAUGCCAGAAUAGAAGAAUUUGUCUACGAGAAGCUGGACCGCAAAGCACCAAGUCGCAUGAAUAACCCAGAGUUACUAGGCCAGUAUAUGAUUGAUGCUGGGAAUGAAUUUGGUCCAGGAACAGCCUAUGGAAAUGCACUCAUUAAAUGUGGAGAAACACAAAAACGAAUUGGAGCAGCAGACAGAGAACUCAUUCAAGCUUCUGCUAUAAACUUCCUCACUCCCCUAAGAAACUUUAUUGAAGGAGACUACAAAACUAUUACUAAAGAACGUAAACUGUUACAAAAUAAAAGACUGGAUUUGGAUGCUGCAAAAACGAGACUGAAGAAGGCAAAAGUUGCAGAAGCUCGAGCUGCACAACUAAACAUCUCUCAGCCUGAAGAGAAUAACAUUAUGAUAUGGGCUGAGGAAGUGACAAAAUCUGAACAGGAGGUGCGAAUUACUCAGAGCGAAUUUGACCGUCAAGCAGAGAUUACCAGACUGCUGCUGGAGGGAAUCAGCAGCACACAUGCACAUCAUCUCCGCUGUCUGAAUGACUUUGUGGAAGCUCAGAUGACCUAUUAUGCACAAUGUUACCAAUACAUGCUGGAUCUCCAGAAACAACUUGGAAGCUUUCCAUCUACUUUCCUCUCCAACAACAAUCAGUCUUCCACAACUCCUGUGCAGAGUGUUUCUUCUCCCUCAGUCUUGGCCUCAGCCUCUGCUUCAUUGCCUUCAGUAAGCAAUUCAAUGGUUACUUCAGGCCUCAGUGAACUGAAGUCAUCAAGUGGCAGCAGAAAAGCAAGAGUUCUCUAUGAUUAUGAUGCUGCAAACAGCAGUGAAUUAUCUCUACUUGCAGAUGAGGUGAUAACAGUGUACAGUAUCCCUGGCAUGGAUUCAGACUGGCUGAUGGGUGAAAGGGGAAAUCAGAAAGGCAAAGUGCCUAUUACUUAUUUAGAACUGCUAAACUAAGUGGCUGGCCUCAAUAGAGACUGUUGAUUAUGGCAACACCAUAUUUAUAUACAAUUAGCGUUAUGUAAGCAGGUUUAUGUGUCUUCCAUGUUAUUGUCUUGAGGGACAAAUACCAGCCAUUAAAAUCUGGCUUUUCUGCCAGCAUGGUUGCACGGUCAAUACUCUAUUCAAAUUUAAUGUGUUUAAAGCUUUUACUUCAUGUGCCAAGAACGUUUCCUACAGAUUUGUUUCUACUGAAGUUUUCACUAAUACAAGCUUCUACUUUUGAGUAAUCUAGAUUGAAAGCAGGAGGUACUGUUUUCUACUGAAAUUUUUCAUUAAUGGCAAAGCUUUUCUUCACAUAAAAUAAACUUAUUGUGAACUGA
Messenger RNA from Lonchura striata (white-rumped munia), 1709 nucleotides. It is a transcript of the gene SH3GLB1, whose product is annotated as SH3 domain containing GRB2 like, endophilin B1. The record is from RefSeq and is a predicted model, not a curated record. Gene Ontology annotation, cellular component: cytoplasm; membrane. Gene Ontology annotation, molecular function: protein binding. Gene Ontology annotation, biological process: membrane organization. Lineage: Eukaryota; Metazoa; Chordata; Aves; Passeriformes; Estrildidae.